Molecule: messenger RNA, 699 nt
Organism: Solanum lycopersicum (tomato)
Lineage: Eukaryota; Viridiplantae; Streptophyta; Magnoliopsida; Solanales; Solanaceae
Source: RefSeq, a predicted model, not a curated record
AUGGCGAGAUUUAACACAAAUGAGAGUAGAGGAAUUGCAGUGGAAGAAGGAGUCCAAAUGUUUGAUAAAAAGACUGUGAUAGUAAAACCAUGGAAACCGGACAUUGAUGUAACGAACGAAAUGGUAGAAAAUGUGCCAAUAUGGGUGAGAUUGGUAGGGUUAGACAUUAACUAUUGGGGGAAGAGUGCAUUGACAAAAAUAGCAGGGAUGGUAGGGAACCCAUUGAAAGCAGAUAUGGCAACAAUACAGAAGGAUAGAUUGACGUAUGCAAGAGUAUUGAUAGAAAUGCCAUUGACUAAGGAAUAUCCCAAAGAUAUUAUGUUUGAAAAUGAAAUGGGAAAAAUAGUUCAUCAGAAGGUUGAGUAUGAAUGGAAACCAAUAUUAUGCAUGAAAUGUAAAAAUUUCGGACAUGAUAUUAGUGAAUGUCGAAGACAAUUAAAGGAGAAUGAGCAGAAACACAAAGAAGAAAUAGAGAGGAAUGGGGAUGGGUUGACUGAGACGACUAAUAGCUUCAAUAUAUUGGGAAUGGAAGGGCAAGAAAGCAAGGAGGCAGGUAAAGGGAUAAAUGAGACGGUUAAUAGCGACAGCGUAUUGGGAAAGGAAAGGCAAGGAAGCAUGGAUGCAGGGAAAGGGAGGAAUGUGAUAGCGUGCAAACAAGGGAUGGGGAAGGAUGGGGGAAACCUCAUCCUGAAUGGAUAA